Diachasma alloeum is the source of this 2354-nucleotide messenger RNA. RefSeq names its product glutamic acid-rich protein. The record is from RefSeq and is a predicted model, not a curated record. NCBI's taxonomy places the organism in Eukaryota, Metazoa, Arthropoda, Insecta, Hymenoptera, Braconidae. Gene Ontology annotation, cellular component: endoplasmic reticulum. The coding region runs from base 166 to 2001 and encodes 611 amino acids. Gene Ontology annotation, biological process: peptidyl-aspartic acid hydroxylation. Gene Ontology annotation, molecular function: peptidyl-aspartic acid 3-dioxygenase activity. The transcript is spliced from 10 exons.
UGACGUUCGAGCUUGAGCACUGGUUGCGCUACAGCGCACCCGCACGCGACAGAAACUCAAAAUUUUGGUCCGCAUUCGUUCUUCCUUUUUAACAAUAUUUGAAGUUUAUCGACGAGUCCAAAUCACUAAAUAAUUAGUUCCAUUUAUACUAAGUGAAAACAUAAUAUGUCGGGUGAUGUGCAACCAAGAAAACGAAAAGAGAAGAGACGUAAAAGAGCCGAUCACGAGUACCAUAUACAGAGGAUACAGUGUCUUGAAGACGAAGAUGCUGGAACCCCUCCACCAACGCUCAUUGGAUCCUCGGAUCAUGGGGAAAACGUCACGAUACAUGUUCAUAAAGAGGGUGGAACUGGGGGCCAUUGGUGUGCCAAGAUAAUCUUCUUCGUACUUUUGUCAGUUCUCGUAGGACUCGUUGGUGUAAUUAUUUUUGAAUCCAGAGGAUCAACAGAUGUUGAUACUCCGGUAGCUUCUUCCCGAUGGGCAAUGAUAUUUGAAGGCUGGGUAGAUGAUUCGUUAUCUUUGCAUGAUGAACAUGAUGAAUCACACGAUAAGGGCAGUCAUGAAGCUUUAAGUCACGAGGCGGAUGAGGAACACGAGGAGGAACAGGAUGAGCACGAAGAAACUGAUGAAGAAGCUGAGACAGCAGGUUCAGAGGAAGCUGCAGCCUCUGAAGAACACGAGGAUGAGGGGGAAGGAGACGAUGAAGAACAAGAAGAAGAAGACGGUACUGGCGAAGAGGGAGACCCAGCUGAUCAAGAGGAAGACGAUGAGACUGGACCCGAUGGUGUUAGUGGAGAAAAUGAUGAUGAUGUUAACGAUGAUGAAAAAGAUGAACCAAAUGAUUCUGGAACAUUAGAAGAAGUUGAUGAAGAAGAAGUAGAUAAUAAAAACGCUGAAGAUGAUGAGAACGAGAAUGAUGAUGUAGAAGACUCGAAAGAAGAAACAGACGCAGAACUUCUGGAUAUCAGCAUUGAAGGCGUGAGUCCCUCGCCGCUAUUGAAUGAGGAAGAUGAGGAAGGAGAUAAUGAGGAUGACCUGUCAUAUGAAUUCGUGGGCAUUCCUGGAGUCAAUGACAUUGAUGACGAUAGCGAUGAGCCCUUGGAAGAAAUAGAAGAUGAUCCUGAAAUUGAGGAAGUCACGAACAACGAUCCAGUGGAUUUAGAGUCGGAAAAAGAAGACGAGAUAGAGGAAGAAUCUUCGAGCGUGGCAGUCAAGUUUGGUGUUGGCGUGGCACUUGUCGUUGCUGCGCAUUUUGUUCUCGUUAGAAGGUGGAGUAACGUUGACGUCGAAUUGGCGGCGUACAAUGGGGAAGGUCCUCCGGACCUUUCCAGACGAGAUACUCUCAUAUCACCAACCCCCCUCAUUCCCAAAGUACUAGCAAAGGAACCAGUGCAACAGGGAAGCAAAGUUGAUAGUUCGAAUUUAACCAGUCGACCUCCAAAGGAUCCUGAGCCACAAAUUAGUUCAAUUCCAAAGCGAAUGGAAAUAGAAAUAGACACAUCAGAAAGCGAGCUCCAUUCCGGAACCGAAGAAGAUGUGAAUUACGAAGAAGAUUCUGAAGAGGAAGAAGAAGAGGAGGAGGAGGAAGAGGAUGACAUUGUAGCAAUGGAUGAUACAGAAUUGGUAGCAAAAUUAGAGGCAAAAUACGGAAAAAUUCCAACGCCGAGUCAGAGUGAAAACGAAGACGACGAAGAGCUUGAUGAUGAAGAAUUGGACGAAGAAGAAGAGGAAGAGGAGGAAGAAGACGAAUCCGAAGAGGAUGAUGAAGAGGAAGGAGAAAGUGAAAAACAUUACGACUGGAAACAUGUUAACGCUCCAAAAGCACAUUCCGGUCCGGAACCAAAAGAAAAGGCGACCAGAUCAACAGGAGCAAAAGGAGAUCAAGGCAAGAGUGCACCUGGCGGUCGACAAGAUUUCACUUCCAACAAUGCGUCGGAUUUCGAUGAAUUGCUCAUUCAAGAAGAGCUUGAAAAUUGGCUCAUGAGAGAUUUUGACAACUGAUCAGAAAACUCAUCACCUAGUUUUAGGACACUUUAAUGUGAACUUCGAAUUUAUUAAAUGAGUGCCUCAAACCUGUUUUAAUUCGCAAUUGUUCUUUUGUGAAAAAAAAACUUACACUAGCGCUAGUUUUCAAUUUAAUUUAUUCGCUUCCGAUUCCCUUCAUUUGAGAUGAGAGUGUUUAAUUAUGGAAUAGAAAAGAAUGAUAGUGGUGUCUUCAAAGUUAAGUGUAAUUUCAUAGCUGGAAAGUUAACGAUAAUUAUCCUAUGUGUAUUUACUACGUGAAGAUUCCUGAACAACAGUAAAAGUAAAGAAUUAUAUAAAAAAUAAAUAAAAAAUAAGAAAUAUUGUUUGGA